Hypoxylon fragiforme is the source of this 3039-nucleotide messenger RNA. RefSeq lists its product as uncharacterized. Bases 1 to 3039 code for a protein of 1012 amino acids. The transcript has a single exon. NCBI's taxonomy places the organism in Eukaryota, Fungi, Ascomycota, Sordariomycetes, Xylariales, Hypoxylaceae. The record is from RefSeq and is a predicted model, not a curated record.
AUGGCAGGAUCCAUCCCCGAACUCACAUUUCCAAACAGUCCUUUUUUCAAUAUUUAUAAUGACGCGCCAACAACACAAAAUUCGCCAAACCUCCCAAGCGGACCAUGCAACUUUGUUGAUUUAACCCACGGCGCCAAUGGACCUAAAUGCGGAUGCCGUCGCUUCUGGAGUCGCGCCACCAUAUCCAGAUCAGGCGCAGGAAGCCCAACCGGAACUUCCCUAGCAUUUUCCAAUAGGUUCUCCAGUGGAAAUAUCAACGGCCUGGUUGACGAAACAGCUUGGUGUAUGUGUUCGCAUCACGCUUGCUUCCAUGAUGAUAUUCGCGAUACCCAGCCACCUGUCGCAAUUCCGGCCAAUACCGACGUCGUAAACAAUGGACAGGAGAAUGAGCGUCCUAGUAGGGGGCCGCUCACACCCGUAGUGUCGGAUUUGCCAUCAUUCAAGAUGCCGGCGCCGUCGCCAUUGGAUCCAAACAUGGACUUGUAUACGUUUAAUGAUGCUGCAUCUCUCUCCAGCUGUCCACUCGGGAUGGGAAAUGCGCUUCCAAAUGAGAUGGUCGCAACCGCACCAGAACCAUCUAUCCCCGAUACUAUGAGUUGGGCCGAUCUCAUCCAAUCCGGACCAGAUGAAGGAGGUUUGCUUCCUCCCAUACCAAGCCAGUGCCUGAUGUCAUCCCAACCGAGUUCUACCACGUCCUCUGCCCGUAUCGGAUACCUUCGACCGUUUGCCGGGAAAGGAUUACAGACACUUAGUGGUGUCAAAUCUAGGUUAGGCGAGCCUCCAUUGGAACAAGAUGAUGAUGAAACCCAGCCGCAGGAGGAAGAAAUCGUUGCGCAUAGCGUGGACCACUCCGUGGAUGAUGACGAUGAUGGACAGACAGUCGCGAACACGCCGAGGCCUUGUGACCACGCAGAUAUAACCGAAACACAUGACCUAUCACCCUUUGGACCCGAUCGAGGACCGCUAAGGGAGUUGUCCGAUGCUGUUCAAGGGCAUGAACGGCGAUUGGACCGGCUUGAGAACCCCUCCAUCUCAGUUAUCGGCCAUGACGUCUGUGAUGAGAAACAUGAUCAAACUGACCUCAAAAUCACGGAGCUUGAGACGCGCGUCGAAGAGGUUGAGAAGAUGAUUAAUGAUAACAGCAGCCAGAUUUCAAGUCAUCGCCCCCGGCCCGUUGGGUUUGGUGUAUCUACGAGUAGCGUGGCAUCUGUUUCCACUGUGGGAAGCGAGUACAUCGCGAGCCGCGCGGAGCUCUUCAGUCAACUUCAAGUCUUGAGGUCCCAGCUAGGCCAACUGCAGGGUCUCUCAUCAUUUCCAUCCCACGCGCGACCGUGGGAAGUCGAAGUUGUUUUCCUGCCCUUUCCACUUAAGAGUGUAUGGAUGGAGACUCACGACUUUGCGAGUCAACAUCCUUCAAACGGAGGCAGUGUCGAGCCUGAUCACUGGACACAACUCCCUAAUAGUGCUUCUUUCGAUUUCGAGUCGCCCGAUAUAAGCGAUUGGGCAGGGCCUGAGCUCGAGUCAGAUUGGCUGCUCCCUCGAGCUUGUGCACCUGGCCGUACCAUCGAACAGAGGCUUAAGAGUCGGGGUCUCGUCAAGAACGUGACUAUCCGCGGCUCAGAUGCUAGAAGCGUCCAGCAAGCCAUGUCGGAGGCAUUCGGGACUUUGUUUCGUACAUUUUCUCGAAUGCAAGCGAACGUGUAUCAUGGCUCCACUGAACAUCAUCGCGUUUCUAAGUUCCUCGGUCUCCAGUCACCAUGGAUACCGCUGCGUAAGAUCCAUAAGGAUUCGAGACUACGUUUUCUAUCGCCGCCCGAGAUGGUCACACCAGCAACUUGGGACGUUGCUUUCCUACGCUCCAGUGUGGUUAUGAAAGCAACCGGCAUCCAGCGCCUGUUCAUCACCCAUCCUGAAGCAUACCUUCAAGACCAAGAUGCGUAUGAUAAUGGCUGGAACUGGCAGCGCCUCCGCGAACUCAGUCGAGUCUACGCCGACUCUCAAAGCAGCCAAGAAGUCCCCGAAGCAGAUGCAAUGGAAGAUUGCUGGGCAUGGAACGACACUCUCGAUGAACAUGCCACAAGUACCCGCACCUCUCAGUCGCUUAGCCUCCGACAUGCGGCGCAACGCAAUUGGCGGGCGUCCGUAUGUUCUCAAGGUCUUCGCGCAGGCACUAUAGGUCUCUCACCCUCCCUUGGCACUCGCCGUUCCGUUUCGCGCACUAAAUCCCCAGCUUUGCUUAAAGAACGGCAUACCUCUAAGCCACCCUAUAUCCGCACGACAUCUAUGCCUCCAGCUGCCGUGCCACUCGUGUCGCCAGCGCAAACGAAGCGUAAGGUUCCAUCUUACGUGUAUCCCUUUGACCGUCGCCCUUCGCCGCAAAUCAUUCGAGUAGCCCCAACAACUGCAUAUGCUGCAACCCAUGCGAAACGUCGAAACACGCGAUCCCCAUCUGCUCGACCGCGAAAUACACCACGCUGGAGCACAGCAUCGCCUAGUCCAAUGGGCGAGGCAUUUGUCGCUCGUGGCACCACGCCUUUCUAUGCUACGCCUUAUAGCAAUGCCCCGGUUUAUGAAACGCGGCCUGGCCGUAGCGUAGUUAUUAUUGACGACGUUGACGACGACAUGGGCGAAAGUGGCAGCGGCACUGAUCACGAAGAUGGAGGCGAUGGAUAUAUGGAUGAAGAUGAAGAUGAAGAUGCAGAUGAUACCUCGGAGAACAAUGACAGCCCUAUGAUUGACAUGACUCAUCCAGGGAACUCUCAGGAAUCAUGGCAAGAUGGCCAAUUGCCUGGUCCGGAAGACGAGCCAUGGCCGGGCAUAGAAGACGCAGAGAACCGAGACCCUGACCUCGGCAUCUCAAUCCACAUUGAUGAUGACGCCAUGACGGACGCAGACGACUUCGAAAACGAUAGCCAGAAGUCAAGCGUUCCCAGCGAGUAUCCAAGUACUCAGCGGGCGUGGACAGGUGCUGAGGAAGGAGGCUUCCAGGUAUACGAAGAUGGUGUUCCAAUAAUUGGUACCGUGGGCGUGGGGAAAUGA